UCUCUCUCUCUCUUUCUUUCACUUCCACUUCCACUUCGUGAUCUCGCUCUCACUCGCAUCUCCACCUCUUGAAUCUCUCUCUCUCUAGGGUUCAGAUUCUCUCUCUAUUACUUUCAAGAGAGAGGAAAGUACUAUGAAGCACAGUAUCGGUGCCUAUCAGAUUCGGAUCCUCUCACUUGCGCCAACUCCAGCUGGAUAACUUCAAUUCGGUAUCUUCGAUCUGAUCCGACCGUUAUCGGAGCUGAGGCUCGAGAUUUUUUCGAUGAUCCGAGUAGUUAAGAAAGUUGAAUAAGAGAUCUGGCACUGAAGGCCAGAUAGGUUGAUUAUGCAACGAUUGCAUAGGAGUGUGACUGUUCAAGUUGGGCAUAUAGGAGUAUUUUCAAAAAGCAAAGUGUGGUUGGGUGAUAUCCAAAGGAGUUUACAUGCAGGUCUUGGCUUAAAGUAUUUGUGGAAUCGUGAGUUUAGAACAAGUUUAAGGAUGAUGGUUGAUACAAAUGCUACAGAAAAAGGGGUACCCAUUGUUGAUGUGUUGCCUGAGAAGGACGAAGAUGGUGGAUUUGCUAGCGGAGGGUGUAAAAGUGAAGAUGGUAAACUGAGCUGCGGCUAUUCAAGUUUUAGAGGAAAGAGAGCAACCAUGGAGGAUUUCUAUGAUGUCAAGACAUCCAAGGUUGAUGGGCAAACAGUCUGUCUGUUUGGAAUAUUUGAUGGUCAUGGUGGUUCUCGUGCAGCUGAAUAUUUAAAGGAGCAUCUCUUUGAAAAUCUCAUGAAGCACCCACAAUUUAUACCCGACACCAAAUUAGCUAUUAGUGAAACAUAUCGACAGACUGAUGCUGAUUUUUUGGAUUCUGAAAGAGAUACAUUCCGGGACGAUGGUUCUACUGCAUCAACAGCCGUAUUGGUUGGUAACCAUCUAUAUGUUGCCAAUGUUGGAGAUUCAAGGGCAGUAAUAUCUAAGGCUGGCAAAGCAAUCCCUCUUUCCGAAGACCAUAAACCAAAUAGAAGUGAUGAGCGGAAGAGAAUUGAAAAUGCUGGUGGCAUUGUAAUGUGGGCAGGUACUUGGAGGGUAGGAGGCGUGUUAGCUAUGUCUCGUGCUUUUGGUAACCGCAUGUUGAAGCAGUUUGUUGUGGCAGAUCCUGAGAUUCAGGAGCAAGAGAUAGAUGAAGAAUUAGAAUUGCUUGUGCUGGCAAGUGAUGGACUAUGGGAUGUUGUACCCAAUGAUGAUGCUGUAUCUCUUGCCCGGACUGAAGAAGAACCUGAGGCAGCAGCUCGGAAGUUAACAGAGGCUGCUUUUAAUCGUGGCAGUGCAGACAACAUAACAUGCAUUGUGGUGAAAUUUCACCAUGAAAGAGCAGAUCCAGCCAGCCCCGACCAUGAUUAGAAAUUUUCUAUUGCAUGUGUAGAUCAAUUAAUUUUUAGGUAAUUAAUUAUUGAAAUCUGCACGUGCAUAAUGGCUGAAUGUGCAUAUCAACCAAGAGGCAAUUUGUUUAUUCAUUGGGUUUAUUUCCAUAUAUGCUUGUGUAUUGAAAAACAUGGACUUUAUGGCCUGUUUAUUUAAGUUCUUGUCAGCAUUUAUGUAUGUCGACCUGGCUGUAGAAGCGUCAUUUAGGUAGUUUAGUUUCAAUAAUGAAUGCAUGAUGCUCUCUCUUCUUUUAGAAUUUAAUAAAUACGUUUACGAGUGGUUCUCUA
Corylus avellana is the source of this 1686-nucleotide messenger RNA. Its product is annotated as Protein phosphatase 2C family protein. Gene Ontology annotation, molecular function: protein serine/threonine phosphatase activity; cation binding. The record is from RefSeq and is a predicted model, not a curated record. Gene Ontology annotation, biological process: protein dephosphorylation. NCBI's taxonomy places the organism in Eukaryota, Viridiplantae, Streptophyta, Magnoliopsida, Fagales, Betulaceae.